AUGGAUGAGGAUACCUACCAACGUGCUAUUCCCGAGACGGAGACGAAGACCACGGACGAGCAGCCUGCUACUAGCCUGGAGAGUUCGCUCAGGGCGAUUUGGGCUCAUGUGCUGAACCUUCCUGAAGAGAAGGUUUCCUUCGACCGGUCGUUCCUUUCUCUUGGCGGUGACAGUAUCUCCGCCAUGCAAGUCAUGGGCCAAUGCCGAAAGCGAGGUCUAGGCCUUGGCGUGCAGGACAUUCUGCGGAGCAAGUCUAUUCCUCAUCUAGCGACUGCUGUCAAGGAGAUCGAGAAUUCAGCAAUAGACGUCGUAGAGGAGAUUGACAAGCCUUUCGACCUGACGCCUAUCCAGUCGCUAUGGUUUCAACUUCCCAACCAAGGUCACGGACACUUCAACCAGUCUUUCUACCUUCGCGUGCUGAAGAAGACUACCCCGGGGGAAUUCCAGCGCGCUGUAGAUACACUGGUCUCUCGCCAUUCCAUGCUACGCGCCCGCUUCCACUUGACAGAGGAAAACGUAUGGAAACAGCGGAUUACGAACGAUGUUGCCCACUCUUACCGUUUCCGUCAUCAUAUUGUGUCCUCGAAACAAGAAGUGGAUGCUCACAUCGAGGAUUCACAGAAGUGUUUGAACCAUUCGUAUGGUCCAUUAUUUGCCGCGGAUAUGUUCGAGUUUAACGGCGAACAGCACGUAUUCCUCGUCGGCCACCACUUGGUCAUCGACUUGGUGACAUGGCGGUUGCUCUUGGAAGAAUUGGAAGAGAUUCUCCGAGGUGGAACACUACUUCCUCCAGCACUUCCAUUCCAGAAGUGGGCUAAGCUACAACAGGAACAUGCGCAAACGCUUAGACUGGAUAGCGUCCUUCCACCUGCAAGUGUACCUCCUCUGGACUUUUCCUACUGGGGCAUUCAGCACAAGGAUAAUACUUACGGAAAUGCUGGUCAAGGAAGCUUUGAGCUGGACGCGUCUUUGACUUCCAAGUUCUUAACCGAUUGCCAUAUGGCUUUGAAGACCGAACCUGUCGAAGUUCUUCUUGCUUCACUGAUACAUUCUUGGAACCGCGUGUUUACCGACCGGCCAGUCCCGGCCAUUUUCAAUGAGGGACAUGGCCGAGAACCCUGGGAUUCCAAAAUUGACAUAUCGCGGACUGUCGGUUGGUUUACGACGGUAUAUCCUGUUUAUGUCCAACCGGGGACCGAGUUGACUGAUACUGUCCGUCGCGUCAAAGACUUCCGAAGACAAAUCCCAGCCAACGGUCGGCCAUAUUUUGCUGCCAGGUGCUUGACACCCGAGGGACGCGAACGGUUCAAGACACACUGGCCCAUGGAGAUUUCCUUCAAUUAUCUUGGUCAAUACCAGCAACUCGAGCGGGCUGACGCACUUCUCAAGCCUCUAGAGAGCAUGGCCGGCGAAACAAGAGAAGCUGGUGGCACUGCUGACGUCGGCUACGAUGCUCCUCGCUUCGGCCUCUUUGAGAUCUCCGCAAUCGUUUUCAAAGGACAACUUAAAUUUGCCUUUACAUACAACAGGCACAUGCUUCACCAGGAUAGCAUCAAGCGCUGGAUCACUGAAUGUCAGCAAACUUGUACAGAUAUCGUACAGUCUCUCCUCAAUCUGGCGCCAACGCCGACCCUGAGUGACUUCCGGCUUCUGUCCCUGACAGAAGAGCGGUUUCAUUUUAUGGUCGACCGGCUCGCGAAGAUUGGGAUCCCUGCUACGAACAUUGAGGAUGCAUAUCCAUGCUCGAAUAUGCAAGAGGGACUUCUGCUCUCCCAAACGAAAGAUGCGGGCUUCUAUGCUGCCGUCACAGUGCACGAAGUCAAACUGCCGCAUGGCCAGCCAGAGUGGCAAAAGCUGGCCGAUGCAUGGAGACAAGUCGUAAAGCGGCACCCUGCUCUCCGAACGAUCUUCAUGGAAAACAUCGGAGCUGGUGAAGGUCUCUAUGACCAAGUGGUCUUGAAGCAGAUAGACGCCAACAUUGUCCACUUCUCCAGUGAAGACGAGCAGGAUGCAAUUCGGAUGUUUAAUGCCCAGCGAUCAGUCGAUUACGAUCAUGGCCGAAGCCCGCCUCACCGAUUCAGCAUAUGUACCACGAAAGACGCCCGCGUAUUCUUCUGCAUCGAGAUUAGCCAUGGCAUUAUGGAUGGCCAUUCCAUGAGCCUGCUCUUCCGCGACCUCAAACUUGCCUAUGCCGGGUCGCUUAGCCCGGACGGCCCCUCAUACAGCACCUAUAUCUCGUACCUGCACAAUCACAACCAUGCCGCCAGCCUUGACUUCUGGAAGUCAUACCUUAGCGGUAGCGAGUUGUGCUCAUUCCCCAUUCUCAAUGACGGAAUUGUCGUCAAGGAGAAGGAACUUCGCUCUAUUCGCCUUGAUCUUGGCAACUUGAGCGUGUUGGACCUUCAAGCCUUUUGUGCAGCGAAUGGAAUUACGCUCGCCAACGUGUUCCAUACAGCAUGGGCUCUCACUAUUGGUCUUUACAUCGGCACCCAGGAUGUCACAUUUGGCUAUCUCACGUCUGCUCGGGACGCCGACGAGCUCGAUGGAGCCCAGGACAUGGUUGGCCCGCUGAUCAACACGCUUGUCUGCAGAGUCCAGUUUACUGACAGUUCUUCGUGCCUGCUGGACAUCGUCAGGGCGGUCCAGCAAGACUAUAUGAACAGUUUACCACAUCGCCAUACUUCACUGGCUGAAGUACAGCACGCACUGGGCCUAGGCGGAGAUUCUUUGUUCAACACUGCACUCUCCUACCGGAGACUUCCUCCAGUGGGCCCAACUGACGACGCGAGUCUUCGCUUUGUUGAAGUCCAACCGAUAUAUGAUCCUACCGAGUAUCCAGUUUCUCUGAACAUCGAAGUUUCCGAUGAAGCUGCUAUGAUUGACCUGGACUACUGGACCGAUCAUCUGUCGGAUGGGCAGGCUGCUAAUGUCGCAAGUUCUCUCGUGAGAGCCUUGGAAAACAUUAUAUUCCACGCGGAGCAGAAACUGUCGGCCUUGGACCACCUGAGCGGCAAGCAAUGGCAACAAAUUCUGGGUUGGAACAUCAUGCCCGAGACCCUCUACGAGCGUGUCCAUGACAGAUUUGCCUCGUGGGUUAAGACGCAGCCGGAUGCCCCUGCUGUUCGAGGCUUUGAUGGCGACUACACAUAUGCAGAGCUGGAUGCUGUUACCACUCGUCUAGCACGUCACCUCGUUGAACUCGGCGUUGGACCCGAAGUAUUUGUACCAACAUGCUUUGACAAGAGCUCCUAUGCAGUUGUUGCAAUGCUUUCUGUGCUCAAGGCUGGUGGAGCUGCUGUACCACUCGACGCGAAGCAUCCCAAGCACGCACUGGAAUUGCGAGUCGAAGACACCCAGGCGCAAGUGGUGCUCACAUCUGCAGCGCGGUCAGACCUGUUUGAGGAUGUCGUUCCGGACGUUGUUAUCGUCGACUCCGUCCUCCUCGAAGACUUGGAAUGCAGAGACGAAGAAGAAGGACCAGCAUGCACGACGGUCCAACCGAAUAACCCAGCAUUCGUCAUUUUCACCAGCGGCAGUACAGGGCGGCCAAAGGGCGUCAUUCUUGAGCAUGCAGCUAUGGUCACAAGUGCGAACGCCCAUGGUUCAAAUCUCGGUAUUGGCCCGGGAUCGCGCUUUCUCCAAUUUGCAAGCUACACGUUCGACAACUCUCUUGAAGAGAUGUUCACCACCCUUCAACGAGGCGGGUGCGUCUGCGUGCCGUCUGAGGAACAGCGCAUGAACGACCUCCCGGGAGCGAUCGCCGAGCUAAACGCCAAUUUCAUGGAUCUCACUCCUACAGUCGCGGCUUUGUUGAAUCCUGCAGACGUCCCUACCAUCAAAGGAAUGGCUCUUGGUGGCGAGGCCCUUACGAAGGCGGUAGUAGAUCAGUGGAGCAAACAUGUUCAUUUGCAUGGGCAGUAUGGCCCCAGCGAAGCAAGCAUCAACUCUGCUUGGAAGGACUUCAAAAAUGGCGGCGAGCCUACUAACAUCGGACACGCUAUUGGAAGUGUGUCAUGGAUAGUCGACCCAGAGAACCGAAAUCGCCUUGUGCCGAUUGGCUGUAAGGGAGAGCUUCUCAUUGAAGGGCCGAUCUUGAGCAGAGGAUAUCUGAAUGAUCCUGAGAAGACGGCUCUGGCGUUCAUAACGGAUCCUGAAUGGGCUUCGGCAGGUGGCGCAACGGGGCGGAGGUUCUACUGCACGGGAGAUCUCGUGCACUAUACGUCAUCUGGAGAGAUGAUGUACCUUGGAAGGAAGGACAGCCAGGUGAAGCUCAACGGUCAACGUAUUGAGCUUGGUGAGAUUGAGCACCACUUGAAGCUGAAUCUGCCUCCCGAAGCCCAGUCUGCCGUUGAGCUUGUCAAGUUCUCAGACGAGAAGGGAACAAAAGCGUUGGUCGCCUUCCUCUGCCUCGAAGGGGAACCUGCAGGCUCGGUCAACGAUUCCUCAUCCGCCAUAGGGCAGAUGACAGACGAGAUCCGUGCCAUUGGAAAAGAGAUGGAGCAAGCGCUGGCCAAUGCACUGCCAGCCUACUACGUACCUUCAAUGUUCCUACCGGUCACCAGCAUGCCUAUGACAACUUCCGGAAAGCUGGACCGCAAAGUACUUCGUCAGCUGGCUCAGACAAUCCCAGAGGACCAGCUUCAUACCUAUCGUCUUGCUGGCAAGAGCGGCCGAGCGCCCUCUGGCUUUGCUGAAAUCACGUUGGCUCGCCUGUGGUCCUCAAUUCUGAAACUGGGUGCGGACUCUGUCGGAGCCGACGAUUCCUUCUUCCGACUUGGUGGUGACUCUAUCGGUGCGAUGCGACUUGUGACAGCCAGCCGAAAGGAAGGCAUCGUCCUUACUGUUUCAAACAUCUUCGCUCACCCUAAACUUGCGGACAUGGCAGCCUCCGCUACCGUGCUGUCAUCUCAGGAUAUUCAAGAGGAGCCGACGCCCGACAUGGCGCCUUUUGAGCUUCUCCCUGAAGACAUGAGACGGAGAUUGAUUGAAUUCGCUGCUUCCGAGUGUGGCGUUUUCCCUGACUCUAUCGAGGAUGUGUACCCUUGCAGCCAGCUUCAAGAGGGCCUCAUCGCGCUUUCCAGCAAAGAACCUGGAUCGUACGUCGCUGAGACGAUCUAUCGCUUGCCCCAAGAUGUCGAUGUCGAUCGCUUUAGGCAGGCCUGGAAUGAAGUCAUUGCCUCUGAGUCUAUUCUUCGAACACGCAUAAUCUACACAGAAGACUGCGGAUUCCUGCAGGUUGUGGUACAUGAUGGAGUGGAAUGGCAGUCCAUUUCGAGUUUGCAGGACAUCAACGAGACGCAUCGACAUUUGCCCGCUAAGAACGGAGCUCCUCUAGCGUCAUAUGCUAUUGUGGGUGAGGGUACGACAUCUCCGUUCUUCGUGUGGACGGCUCAUCAUGCUGUAUACGACGGGUGGAGUCUGCCGGCCCUACUGUCUAAAGUGGAGAACUGCUAUCGCCAGCCGCGCCAACAGGUUAUCACAUCCGUCCCCUACUCACGAUUCAUCAAAUAUCUGUCCACUAUCGACAAGAAGCAAUCGGACGACUUCUGGCUUCAAACACUCGAGAAUAUCGCGGCGCCCCAAUUCCCUCAACUCCCCAGUCCGGACUACAAUGUUCAAGCCUCCAGACAAAUCGAGCAUACCAUCUCCGUUUCGAGAAAGGCAGGAAUGGACAUUACGAUGCCUUCCAUGAUUCGCGCGGCAUGGGGGCUGCUUCUCGCUGCUUACUCCGGUUCCGACGACGUCCUCUGGGGGGAGACGAACAGCGGCCGCGAGGUGCCAGUGCCGGGCAUCGAGGAUAUUGUUGGGCCCACAAUUGCCACUUCCCCCGUCCGGCUGCAAGUGAAUCGCCAGUCCACUGUUGAAGAAUACCUCCAAGGAGUGCAGCGACAAGCUUCAGCUGCUUUGCCUUUCCAGUUCGCCGGACUUCAGCACAUUCGCAAGUUAAGCUCUGACACAGCUGCUGCGUGCGAGUUCCAGAGCUUGCUGGCUAUUGUUGCAGGGGAUAGCAUGAAGGAUCCAGAAGGCGGACUUUGGGAUCUCCAAAGUACUGGAACCAUUGGAACCAACUUCUUCAAUUAUGCGCUCAUAUUCAACUGCACUGUCUCGCAAGGCAGUGUGCAUAUUGAAGCGCAUUACGACGCCCAAGUUAUUCAAGGCUGGCUUGUGCAACGUCUCUUGAAACAAUUCGACUUCCUGCUCAAGCGCCUGAAUGCUCAAGAGGCGCGUCAGACAUCCCUUAUUGAGCUUGAAUUGCUGAACUCGGACGAUGAAGCCGUCAUCUCUGCUUGGAAUAGUCGCCCCGUCAACACUAUCAACAAGUGCAUUCACAACGUGAUCUACCAGGAUCAAUGCAUUCUGCGACCUUCGGCGAUUGCCAUCGAUGCUUGGGAUACGGGCUCUAUGAGCUACCAGGAGCUAGAUGAGCGAGCCACCCGUCUUGCGUCCAAACUGGUUUCUGUUGGUGUGCAACCGCACACCUUCGUACCUAUUUGCUUCGACAAGUCAGGUUGGACUAUCGUCGCCAUGCUUGCAAUCCUGAAGGCGGGAGCUGCAUUUGUGCCGCUAGACUUCGAAUCUCCCCUUCUCAGACUCCGCGAGAUUGUUGGGGACGUCAACGCAAAGCUGAUUCUCUGUGCACCGAAGUACGAACGGCUCUGCCAAUCUAUUCCCUGCGAGACCCUGGCAGUAGAUAAAGAAGCCACUGAGCGUCAACCGGGACGCCUGUACACCCUGCCCUACGUUCAAAGCGACAGUCCUGCCUACGUUAUCUUCACCUCUGGAUCCACGGGCAAGCCCAAGGGAGCUGUCAUCAACCACUCUGCAUGGGUGUCAAGUUCUUCGGCUUUUGCGCCUGCGAUGGGAAUCUCGGAGACCUCGCGCGUCUUGCAGUUUGCCUCAUAUACCUUCGAUGCCUGUCUCAUGGAGAUUUUGAGCACACUUAUGCUCGGUGGGACUGUUUGUGUACCGGACCAAGCAUCCAGGACGAACGAUCUUCCAGGCGUUAUCAACAAGUUCAAUGUCAACUGGGCUACACUUACACCUUCUGUGGUGCGAACGAUGCAGCCAUCUCAAGUUCCCGAGUUGAAAACUCUGGUGCUUGUUGGCGAGGCGAUGUCUCAACAAGACCUUCUCACCUGGGCUGACCGUGUUAUGCUCGGCAAUGGGUAUGGACCGACUGAGUGCAGCGCCAUUGCGACUGUCAACAUUAUGACUCCAACGACUAAGCCGUAUAACCUUGGAAAGGCAGUGACAGCAAGAGGCUGGAUCGUGGCGAAAGAUAACCAUCAUGUUCUACAGCCGCUGGGUGCAGUUGGCGAGCUGCUGCUUGAAGGUGGGGGAGUUGGGUGUGGCUAUUUGAACGAUCCUGAGAAGACUGCGCAGGCGUUUAUUGAUAAUGUUAACUGGACACUUGGUACGAGCUCAGUCGAUGAAGGAGUUAAGAGGAGGUUCUAUAAGACGGGAGACUUGGUCAAGUACAAUGAGGAUGGCACUAUGAUGUAUCUCGGUCGCAAAGAUUCGCAGACCAAAGUCCGCGGUCAACGGCUGGAGUUGUCAGAAGUGGAACAUCAUCUCAUCGACGAUGCUGCGGUUCAGAAUGCCCUUGCCGCCGUUCCCACCGCUGGACCUUGCGCGAAGCGUCUUGUUGGAGUUGUCUCCUUACAGAAUGUCGCUGUUUCUGGACCAGCCGGUCAAGAAUUACAGCUCCUUCCCGCAGAGACAGCUUCCUUCAGCAUCUCAGCAAUCCGCGACCGCAUCUGUGAGCGCCUUCCUGCUUACAUGAUACCGUCUCUGUGGGUGGCAGUGGCUGCAUUCCCUCUCAUGCCAUCCGGAAAGAUGGACCGGCGCCGCGUUGUUCAGUGGCUCGAGAAGAUGGAUAACGAUACUUACCGGAUUAUAUCAACUCUGGGCUUAGACGCACCAAAAGAUGCCGUCAACGACGUGGAGAGCAAACUCCAGGCAAUCUUCGCUACAGUUCUCAAUCUUCCGGUCGAAGAUGUGAGACUCAACCAAUCGUUCUUGCACCUUGGUGGCGACUCUAUCGCUGCUAUGCAGGUCUCAUCGCAAUGUCGCGCACAGGGACUUGCGAUUACCGUCCAGGACAUUAUUAGGUCGAAAUCGAUUGCAGCUUUGGCAUCCAAGGCCUCCGUUACCGAAGAUGAUGCAUCUGCAUCUAAAGCCAACGAGUACGAUCUUCCGUUCGAUCUCACUCCGAUCCAGCGCAUCUUCUUUGAAACUGUUGGAGACACGUAUAACCACUUCAACCAAAGCGUUAUCUUGCGCCUUGCCCGAUCCUUUGAGCCAGAGGAGGUCGAAGCUGCCGUCAGCUCGCUAGUGACGACACACCCAAUGCUUAGAGCACGAUACUCUCGAGAUGUAUCUAGGAGGUGGCGGCAAAGGAUCGAAAAGGAAGUCAAAGCAUCCUUUAGGUUGCGAUACCAUCGCGUGAGCAACGGCAAUGAAGCGACCCUGCGGCCCAUUGUCGACGAGAGCCAAGCGACACUGGACAUCACUUCUGGACCUACUUUUUCAGUGGACCUGUUCGACCUGGAGGACUCGUUUACACAAGCCAUCGCCCUUGUCGCUCAUCACCUUGUUGUUGAUGUUGUUUCUUGGGGCAUUAUCCUGGAGGAUCUGCAGAACCUUCUGAAUGGUACCAAGCCGCCGCCUCAGAGCCUUCCGUUCCACGUUUGGCAAGAACAGCAGGUGGAGAAGGCUAAGCAGGAUACUGCAGGAAGAGUGCUUCCGGUUGCGGGAAUUCCACCAGCCAACUUCGAAUACUGGGGCAUGGAUGCCAAGGCCAACAUCAACGGAGAUGUGAUCAUUGAAGACAUAGAGCUCAGUCCCAAAGACUCUAUGCUGCUCUUGGGUGCUCACGAUGCGCUAGCCACGGAGCCUUUGGAUGUCUUCAUUGCUGCUCUCUUGGAGUCUUUCCGCAAGGUGUUCACCGAUAGGUCUACCAUCACGAUUCACAACGAAGGGCACGGCCGUGAACCGUGGAAUGCGAAGCAGGACCUUUCCCGAACCGUGGGGUGGUUCACUACCAUGACUCCAAUUCAUUUGCCUGUACCACCUGAGGAGCCUACCGACAUUGUCAGUACUAUUCGAUGGGUCAAGGAUCUCCGCGAAAGGAUUCCUGACAAGGGACGUCCAUAUUUCGCAUAUAGACUCCUGACCGAGGAAGGCCAAGAGCGGUUCCCUGGUCACUGGCCAGCGGAGGUGGCAUUCAAUUACCUUGGAAGAAUGCAGAAUCUCGAACGGAAAGACGCCUUGUUACAGAAAUUGGACGGUGUCACAUCAUCCGAUAUUGGCCCUGAAGUACCUCGCUUCUCCCUGUUCGAAGUCACAGCACUCGUCGCCCAGGGAACCAUCAAGAUGUCCUUUGGCUGGAAUCGCCAUAUGCAACGACAAGCCGAAAUCAAGCGCUGGAUCCAUGAAUGCAAGCAGACACUCGUCGAUGCUGUGGAGAAGCUUCUGCAAGUACGGCCCGAGCCGAGCUUGAGUGACUUCAAACUCUUGCCCCUUGCUUACAAUGGCAUGUCGAGGCUUUCUGCUGUUUUGCCUGCCGGAACGACGGUUGCGGACAUUGAAGAUAUUUACCCUGCUUCUCCGAUGCAACAGGGUCUUCUACUGUCUCAGUUGAAGCAUCCGGAAUUCUAUGCCUACCACUGCAUCUUUGAAGUCCGGUCGACGGACCCGUCCCGGACCGUCAACCCGAGAAAGCUCGCCGAGGCUUGGCAGAUCGUUGUUCAUCGUCAUCCAGCUUUGCGAACUGUGUUCAUCGAGAGCCUUUCAAAGACUGGGCUUAUGGACCAGGUCGUCUUCAAGGACAAGCCUGGACGUAUUGCAUGGAUUGCCGACUGCGAAGACGAAGAUGCGGUCGAAUUGCUACGGAAUCAACCGCCAGUGGAUUACCGCGAAUUCAAUCCGCCACAUCGUCUCACUAUCUGUAAGACCAAAUCCGGCGCCGUAUGGGUUAGGCUUGAGAUGAGCCAUGCCAUUUGCGACGGCAGUUCCAUUCCCAACAUCCUCCGGGACUUGGCAAGGGCAUAUGAGGGCAAGCUGUCAAGGGCAGAGCCUGGGCCGCUGUACAGCGACUUCAUUGCUCAUAUCCUUUCCAGUUCACGGGAUGCCGAUGUCAACUACUGGAAGGCUUACCUAUCCGGAGUGGAGCCUUGCUUUUUCCCGAAUCUGCACGAUGGCAAGCCUGGACCUCAUGAGCUUGGCUCAUAUGAAAUCCAUCUUUCCAAAGCUGCCGAGAUUCAGCACUUCUGCAAGAAGAAGGGCGUCACUUUGUCGAACGUUUUGCAGUUAGGCUGGGCACUACUUCUCCACUGUUACGUUGGAGCUUCCGAUGUCUCCUUCGGCGUCGUCGCAUCCGGUCGAGAUGUCCCCGUUCGCAACAUCGAGGAGGCGGCAGGCUGCUUCGUCAACAUGCUCAUCUGUCGCUUGCAAUUUACGGAUGAGACAUGUAUAGACCGGCUACUCGAGACGCUGCAGACUGACUCCGUCAAUGCAAUGGCACACCAGAGCUGCUCGUUGGCGGAUGUGCAACACGAGCUCCAGCUCCCCUCGCUAUUCAAUACGGUCUUCACUUUCCAGAGGAGACACCUUUCCCGCGACCCUGAGAAGACUGCGCUGGUGUACGAGAACGUUGAGGCUGCUGAUCCUGGAGAGUAUCACAUUACGGUGAACGCCGAUGUGUCUGAAGAGGGAACCACUGUCGACUUUGGCUUCUGGAAAGACAAGAUUUGCCCCACGCAAGCGGAGAAUAUGGUGCACGCCUUCGAACAGAUCCUGAAUUGCAUCGUCGAUAAUGCGGACAAGGACGUCACGAUUGGAGAGCUGGAUUUCGUCACUGAUGGGACCAUCCAGCAGAUCAUGGAGUGGAAUCGGGAACUUCCACCGCCAGUGCGCCGCUGCGUGCAUGAUCUUAUUUCAGAGCAGGCGCUUAUCAGGCCUCGCUCGGCCAAGGCCGUCGAAGGCUGGGAUGGGAGCUUCACCUAUCAAGAGUUCGAUGAACUCACAACGCGUCUGGCGGUAUACCUUAACACUCUUGGAAUAUCGACUGAGACUUUCGUUCCGAUCCUCUUCGAGAAGUCUUCUUGGGCUAUUGUUGCGAUGAUCGCAAUCAUGAAGGCUGGAGGGGCAUACGUCCCACUUGACCCUAAGCACCCAUCUGCUCGCCUUCGCCAGCUGAUUCGCGACGUAGGUGCAAAAGUCGUUCUCUGCUCAAAGAACUAUCAUCCAAGGGCAACCGAGGUCGCAGCGACCGCAGUGGUCAUUGGCAAGCAGUCCGUGAGCAGAAUUGCCGCCGCCAAAGGAUUGAAGCCGAAGUCCGAUGUCACGCCAGACAAUGCUGCAUAUUGUCUGUUUACUUCUGGAACUACGGGAACGCCAAAAGGAACAAUAAUUCCUCACCAGUCCUUCUGCACGAGUGCUUCCGCAUUCACCCGUCUUAUGCACAUUGACUCUACCUCUCGGACGUUCCAGUUCGCCAGUUACACGUUCGACGCAAGCUGUGCUGAGAUCCUUGCCGCCCUUACCGUCGGUGCUACUGUUUGCGUUCCCAGCGAGGAUGAGAGGAUGAAUGACCCCGCAGGGGCGAUCCGGAGGUUGAAAGCCACCUGGACCUUCUUAACGCCCUCUGUGUUGGGAACGAUGAAGCCCGAGCGCGUCUCCACGCUGAAGAGCCUUGUCGCUGGUGGUGAAGCGGUUCCUGGCCCUGUCAUCACGAAAUGGGGUACACAUGUGAAUCUCAUUAACGGCUACGGACCCACAGAGACGACCGUCUUCGCGGUUGCCGGCGUCAAAUCCACCCUCGACAAAGAGCUGGUUGAUACCGAUCCAGGAACCAUCGGUGUUCCUUCUGGAUGUCGGCUAUGGGUGGUGCAUCCGCGAAAUCACGACAAAUUGAUGCCUAUCGGAAGUGUUGGCGAGUUGCUCAUCGAAGGCUUUACAGCCGCUCGUGGCUACCUGGGUGAUGAGGUCAAGACAGCGAAGGUAUUUAUCGAGAAUCCCGCGUGGACCAAAGAGUUGGCUGCAGUUAACCCUUCGUUCCGGACGGCCCGCUUCUACAAGUCCGGAGAUCUUGUGCGCUACAAUUCGAACGGAUCCAUAAGUUACAUUGGCCGCAAGGAUACCCAGAUCAAGCUCAAUGGCCAGCGUAUUGAGCUUGGUGAGAUUGAGUACCACGUCAAGAGCAAGUUCCCCGAGGGCGUCCAAUCGGCUGUGGAACUCGUAGCGCCAGCGAGUCGUAGCUCCGCCAAAGCUCUUGCUGUAUUCUUCUCCAUGGAUGAAUCGGAAGAGAAUCAAUUAGGAAACACCGCCCAGCCGCUUUCUGCUUCAGAUGAACUGCUACUGCCCAUGGACGAGCGGCUACAGCAGAUGUGCAAGACAGUGGAGAAUGCCUUGGCAGGCGUGCUGCCUUCGUACAUGAUCCCAUCGAUAUUCAUCCCCAUUGCAAAGAUGCCUUGGACAACAGCGAGCAAGCUCGAUCGCAAUCGCCUGAAGAAUCUUGUCCAGAAUUUGACCAAAGAAGCCAUGGCGCCGUACCGACUGUCAAGUGCAGCAAACAAGCGGAAACCUAUGACAGACGCCGAAAAGAAAAUGCAGAAGCUGGUGUGCUCGGUGUUGAACCUUCCAGCUUCAUCUGUCGGUCUGGACGACAGCUUCAUCCGGCUGGGUGGUGACUCUGUGGCGGCUAUGCGGCUUGUAGCGGCGGCACAAGCAGAGCAUCUCGAGCUAUCCGUUAUCGACAUAUUCAAGCAGCCGAAGUUGUCGGACCUGGCGGCUAAGUGUAACAUUGCGACUGAUACCGGUGCAAAGACGGACAGAAGCAUCGAGCCAUUCCAGUUGUUACGACAUCCGCUGUCCAGAUCCCAGGUCCUGGAUGAACUUGCUGAGCAGUGUCGUGUAUCAAAAGACAAGAUUCAGGAUGCGUACCCGGCAAGUCCACUCCAGGAAGCCUUUGUUACGCUCUCAAUCAAGCAGCCUGGAGCACACGUUGCGCAGCAUAUCCUCGCAUUGUCCAAGUCCGUCGACAUCACUAAACUGAAGGCAGCGUGGGAUAAAGCUGUACAAGAAAUCGACCUUCUCAGGACGCGCAUUGCACAGACUCAAUCCGGUGCCUUUGUACAAGCAGUGCUGGUGGAAGAUCCUAUUUCCUGGCGUGAAACAUCCACUCUGGAAGCGGCCGAGUCUGAAGUCUCACAAGUGCCCUCUUACGUUGGUGGCCAACUGGCAGCAUACACUCUCGUCCGUACAGAGAAAGACGAGCGGUACCUGGUUUGGACGAUUCACCACGCUUUGUAUGAUGGCUGGAGUAUCCCAUUCAUGCUGCAGAAAGUGGAGCAGAUAUAUCAAACCGGCCUUUCGGAUAUGCCAAAGGUGCCAUAUACCAGGUUCAUAAAGUACAUCCAAGAUGCAAACCCGGAUGCCUCAAGGAGCUUCUGGAAAGAGCAUUUGGCUGGUGCUUCUCCUUACCAGUUCCCACAGCAGCCUCAUUCGACUUCCCACACGGCGCCGAAUGGCCAGGUUUCGCAGCAUACUGCGAAGUUUACGGCUCCUCGACACACUGACAUUACACCGUCAACCGUCAUUCGAGCGGCAUGGGCGAUCCUUGUGGCAGCUUACACCGGAAAUGAGGAUGUAGUUUUUGGAGAGACUUUGACUGGAAGAGAUAUCGCCGUUCCGGGUAUCACUGAGAUAUGCGGACCAACGCUGACUACUGUGCCCACGAGAGUCAAAGUCGGUCAAACCUUGACCGUUUUGGAUUUGCUGAAGGGCAUUGCCAGAACUGCCACAGAUCGGAUUCCCCACCAGCAUCUGGGCCUAUCCGAAAUCAAGCGCAUCGACCAAGACACGACAGCUGCUUGUGACUUCCAGAAUCUGCUCGCUAUUCAAACGGGCGGUCAACAACCCACGGAAACGAUGUGGAAGUUCCACAACAGUGGUAUUCAAGAGAACUACUUCACCUACCCGCUGGUCAUUGAAUGCAAAGCGCAGCCAACCAAUGUUGAAAUCACUGCUUACUACGAUGCAAAUGUUGUUUCGACGUGGCAAGCUCAACGCAUGUUGUAUCAACUGGAUGCAAUCCUGGGCCAACUGAACUCCGUCAACAACGUCCGCGACAUCAAUGUGUUCAGCAAAGAGGAUAUGCAGCUCGUGAAAGAGUGGAACUCCUAUGAGCCGGUGGUAGUCGACGAUACAAUUCACUCUCUGUUCCUGAAGCAGGCUGCAGCGCGGCCGAAUGCUCUGGCUGUGUCCGCUUUUGACGGCGACUUCACCUACGCUGAAUUGAGCGAUCUCGCAUCUCGACUCGCCCAGGAACUCAUGAGACUUGGUGUCGGACCGGAGAAGAUGGUCCCCCUAUGCAUCGACAAAUCCAAGUGGGCUGUUGUUGCCAUCAUGGCGGUCCUUCUCGCAGGGGGAGCUUACGUCCCGCUCUCACCAGAACACCCGGCUGAGCGACACCGUCAAAUCAUCGGGGAUUGCAAUGCCACAGUACUUCUGUGCUCACCAGCAUACGAGACGCGUUUCGCCAAUGCUGUCGACAAAGUUGUGCCACUGAGCGAAUCAGCUGUUCGCGGUGUUCCUGCUCACCACACAGCUCUCCCAGCUCGUGCGAAGGGCCACAAUGUCUGCUAUGUCCUCUACACUUCUGGCAGUACCGGCGUGCCAAAGGGCGUGGUGAUUGAACACCGAGCUAUCGCUUCCAGCUCGGCCGCCAUCUGCAAAGCUCUGCACCUAAACCAGUCCUCGAGAGUGUUCCAGUUCGCUUCAUUUGUUUUCGAUGCCUCCGUUAUGGAAAUCUUGACUACCCUUACCUGCGGCGCGACGAUUUGUAUUCCGUCUGACGAGGAGCGGACUACGGACAUUACUUCAGCGAUCAACAAGUUAAACGCUACCUGGACCUGCCUGACUCCGUCUGUUGCCAACGUCAUUGACGGUCCUGCAGCAGUCCCAACUUUGAAGACUUUUGCAUCCGGCGCAGAGGCUUUGACGCCCGAGACAAUCAAUAAGUGGAGCGGUGGAUUGCAACUUCUGAACGCUUACGGACCUACUGAAGGAUCCAUUGUGGCUGUCGCGAACGACAAAGUAAACACUCAGCGCGACACAUCCAACAUUGGCCACAUGCUACAGAGCGGACGAGCGUGGAUCGUGAAUCCGGAAGACCCCAACAAGCUAGCGCCGGUGGGCUCAGUCGGAGAACUAUGCAUCGAAGGGCCUCUGCUUGCAAGAGGUUACCUGAACAAUCGUGUCAAGACAGCAGAGUCGUUUGUCGAGGAUCCACUUUUCAUGAAGAUGUUCCUUCCACGCGGUACACACAGCAGAAUCUACCGCACGGGAGAUCUGGUGCAGUACGCACCUGAUGGCUCAAUCCGCUACAUCGGGAGGAAAGACAACCAAGUGAAGCUCGCUGGACAACGUAUGGAGUUGGGAGAAAUUGAGCAUCAUCUUCAGGCGGAUGAGCGUGUACGACAGGCCGUCGUAGUGAUGCCGAAGAAUGGCCCUGGAAAGAGGAAGUUGGCAGCAGUGGUUGCGCUGCGCCAGCUUCCUACUUCGACAAGUCAGCCCUGGAACACGCCGAUUACUGACCCCGCGACAAUGCGUGUUGUUGCAGAGGUCAAUAAGAGGUUGUCCGACUUACUUCCGUCUUAUAUGGUUCCUUCGGUAUGGGUUGCAGUGAGCAAGAUCCCCGCUUUGGCUUCGUCAAAGUUGGAUAGGAAGCAGGUGACUGCAUGGUUGGAGAACAUUGAUGAGGGCACCUAUCGGAACAUCUUGGAAUCUGAGAGCAGCGGCGACGUUGAUGCACCGACCAGCGAGACUACGAAGAAGUUGCGGAGCAUCUGGGCGAAGGUGCUUAAUAUCCCAGUGGAAAGUAUCAAGCCGAACAAAUCCUGGCUUUCACUUGGUGGAGACUCGAUUACAGCAAUGCAGAUGUUAGCCCGAUGCAGGAAAGAAGGCAUCAACCUCACCUUGAACCAGGUCCUGCGCAGCAAGUCACUGGCACACCUCGCAGAGACCAUAGCCAGCAGUGCUGAUUCUUUCUUCCACGGCACCGAGAAGAUGGAUCAGCCUUUCGACCUCUCGCCCAUCCAGAGAUUCUAUUUUGAGUCGAUCGGGGAUGACGAGAAUUCGCACUUCAACCAAUCGUUUACGCUUCGCCUUUCAAAGCGUACCGAUCCCGCACUGUUGAAGAACGUUCUGGAUGCUAUCGUCAAGUGUCAUUCGAUCCUUCGCGCCCGCUUCUCGAAAGACGAUUCCGGCACUUGGCGACAGCAUAUCCCGAAGGACGCGGUGGACGCGUACAAAUUCGAAGUUAACUCUGUCGCUAAGCAAGAUGAUAUCGUCCAGCAUGCGUCCGCCACACAGAGGAGUCUCGAUAUUGUGCGAGGCCCCGUCUUUGCAGCCGAACUAUUCAACAUCGGCGCGGAAGACCAAAUCCUCUUCAUCACCGCACAUCAUCUCGUGGUCGAUGUCGUGAGUUGGAGAAUCAUCCUUGGCGAUAUCGAAGAGUGCCUCCAAGCCGGGAGGUAUGAGUCGCUUCAGCCUGCGCUUCCAUUCCAGGUCUGGUGCGAAAAACAAGCGGCACAUGCCAACCAGCCAGCACAAAUCGACCGUCUCAAAGCCCAGGACUAUAAAGUACAUUCAGCGGAUCUGUCGUUCUGGGGUCUUGACAAGCGUGAAAACCUCUAUGGCGACGUGGAAAGGGAUUCCUUCACUCUGGAAGAGGAUGUAUCUGGCAAGGCGCUCAACGAUCACUCAGCUUUGAGGACCGAUGUGGUCGACCUGCUUCUUUCCGCUCUUGUCCACUCCUUCUCCCGAGUGUUCAUCAAUCGUCGGACGCCCACCGUAUUCAACGAGACUCAUGGGCGAGAGCCUUGGGACGGAAGCAAUCUAGAUCUCUCAAGGACCGUCGGCUGGUUCACGACAAUGUACCCCAUCACGGUCGAUAUUGGAGAAGACGAGGACGAAGUGAUCCAUACUGUCAGGAGAGUUAAGGAUCUCCGCCGAAAAGUCGUCGAUAAUGGCCGCCCUUACUUUGCGCAUCGAUUCCUCACUGACGACGGCAAGGCACAGUAUGCAGACCACCAGCCUCUGGAGAUCCUAUUCAAUUACCUUGGAAAGAUGCAACAACUUGAGGCAGACGAUGCCUUGUUCCAGUCCGUGCAGUUCGAGGAGGAUCAAGAAGCUGAGAUGACAGAUCUGGGCGCGAAGACGCGAAGACCGGCGCUUUUCGAAGUCUCAGCGUCCGUUGUGCAUGGACAAAUCCAGUUCAGCUUCAUGUAUAAUCGCUGGAUGAAGAAUCGGAAAGGUAUCCGUCGUUGGAUCUCUGAGUGUCAACGGACACUUGAGGAGAUUGUUUCGUCCCUUUCGACCAUGGAUAGCCCUCAGCCAACUCUGUCAGACUUCCCACUCUUGCCUUUGGAGUCGUACGAUAGGCUGGAUCGCGUCAUCAAGACAUUCCCUGGUGCGGGCAUUCUGUCGUAUGAGCAGGUCGAGGACAUGUAUCCUUGUGCGGCAGUGCAAGAGGGAAUGAUUCUCAGCCAGAUCAAAGAUGCAGAGUCCUAUCUCUCGUACUCGACUUUCGAGGUCAAAGCUAAACAAGGAAAAGUUGAUGUGCACAGAGUUGCGGAAGCUUGGCAGAAGGUGGUGAACCGCCACCCAGCCCUACGAACCAUUUUUGUCGACAGCGUCUGCAAGGGUGGAGUAUUCGACCAGAUCGUGCUCAAGAAGCCUGACAGCGGUGUUGUUACACUUACCUGCAAAGACGAGGAUCUGACAACGAAGCUGGAGUCCAUCAAGUACACCAAGCUCAACGGAAAGAAGAAGCCGAAAUUGCCGCACCAGUUCACGAUCGUACAAACCAGUUCCGGCAGAGUCAUCGUAAAGAUGGAGAUUAACCAUGCGGUCAUAGAUGGUGGAUCUCAUGCCGUCAUUCGACACGACCUUGAAGAGGCUUAUGAGGGCCGCUUGUCCGCAGAGGAAGGCCCUCUAUAUAGCGAUUAUAUCAAGUACCUUCGCAGUCAGCCCGCUGGAACUUCGGAAAAUUAUUGGAAAGAGAAGCUUCGAGGAUUGCAGCCCUGCCACUUCCCCAUCACUCCUCAGCAUUCCUCCAAGCAAAGACAGCUGCACUCGCUCUACAUGGAGUUCAGUCGUUUCUCGGAGCUUCAGAGCCUGGCCGAAAGGAACAGCGUUACGUUCUCUAACAUUAUGCUCGCUGCAUGGGCACUAGUAUUGCGUUCCUAUACCGGAUCUUCAGAUGUUUGUUACGGCUAUCUGACGUCCGGCCGGAAUAUUCCCGUGGACAACAUCGAAAACGCUGUCGGAGCCUUCAUCAACAUGCUGGUGUCGCGAGUAGGCGUAUCGCGCAAUCAACCACUUCUGGACGUAUUCCGAAAGGUCCAGAAUGAUUUCAUCGAGAGCAUACCGCAUCAACAUUGCUCGCUUGCGCAAUUCCAGCAUGACCUCGGACUCUCUGGCAAGGCUCUCUUCAACACCGCUGUCUCUAUUCAGAAUCAUGGCGCUGCUGAAGCCCACGCGGGGUCAGAGUCGAAUGUUGUGUUCGAGCAUUUCGACGCUCAUGACCCAAGCGAGUUUGCCAUUACCGUAAAUAUUGAUGCGACGCGUGACGACGAGGGCGUGCGGUUCUCCUACUGGACCGAUUCGUUGUCCGACCAAGCUGCAAAGAAUAUCUCUUCUACCAUGGCAAAGAUCCUGUCCCAAGUUCUCGUCGACCCAACUCAGACCAUUGGUGAGUUCGACGCUGCCGUCACCGAGAAGCCUAAAGAUUAUCUCAAGCCGACAGCCCAACCGCGCCGCCCUUCUUUGGCAAGGUCAUUAAGCUCAAUCAGCAACGGUUCGGCCCAAGCAGCAAGAUCUGUCAGACCCACUCCAAGAUUUGAGACCAGCGAUCCAUUGGCUUCAUCGCUGCCAGUGCCCAAGAUCGAGACGCCAAUGCCAAGUGGAGCGCCUGAUUGGAGCAGCCUCAUCCGGAACAUCGUUCAGGAAGUGGUGCCGCAGAUUGUGGAUCAAAUGCUGUCCAAGAAUAAUCUUGCUCCACGCCCCGCAGCAUCCACAGUCACUGAUAUGACGAAUCAGAUGGCGAACAUGCUCACCCGCAAAGCGUCGCAGUCCAUCCGCGGCAGACAGGACCUUGACGCCCGCUCCGUCCGAUCUCGACGCAUGAGUGUGGCGAGCCGCGCCAGCGACGCUGAGAGUAGGAUUCAAACGGCUGCCGACAUGGUAGCUGCAGCUGGUGUGAUGGCUACAGAGGCGUUGAAGGCGGUGCCUCCGGAUUUUGUUGAGAAGAAAUUGCUCAGUCUGUGGAGCGAGUUGUUGGAUAUGGUGGAGGAUUCCAUUGGUGGGGAUGAUAGCUUUUUCCAACUGGGUGGUGAUAGCAUUAUUGCUAUGAGGUUGGUCAGUGCAGCUAGAGAGGAAGGUCUCUCUAUGACGGUGGCGGAUGUAUUCAAGAACCCCACGUUUGCAGAUAUGGCUAGGGUUGUGCGAGUCGCUGGUGAAGUCAUUGAUCAGAUCCGGUCUCAGGCUGGCGGCGAAUCCGUUGCCGGGCCAUCCAAACAAGCCAACGCAUUUCGCGAGCGGGCCUCGUCGGCAUGGAAAGACUUCCAGUCAAUUGUCUCCGAACAUGCCAUCAUUGAUGAGAAUGAUAAAGAGGACGGCGAGAGCGGUAGAGUGGCACUGAGCAAGGCGGACCGAACAACUGAACAAGAGAAGGAAAAAGAAAAGACAGAACGGGCCUUUAAGCGCUGGCAGGGAUUUACCCUCUCAAACAACCAGACUCAGUCAACCCGCCCGACCCAGAAGCACCAACACCAGGCAUCUGUCCAGACCAUACCCGAGGACCCCAAUGCUCAUAAAUCGGUUUCGCUUCUUGGAGAUCCAAGCGUCGAUAGUGUCAUCUCGAAGGUCCAAGUUUUCAAGGGUGGCAUCUCAGACGUACUUCCAGCGACAGACUUCCAGUCUCUAGCAAUCACCGGUACCCUUCUGGAGUCGAGAUGGAUGUUGAACUACUUCUACCUCGACGGUGGUGGCCCGCUCGAUCUUCGCAAGCUCAAACAGACGGCGUUCCGCAUUGUGCAAGCUUUCGACAUCUUGCGAACCGUUUUUGUCCCCUAUGGUGAUCGGUUCCUGCAGGUCGUGUUGAGAAAACUUCAACCCGAUUUCAUCUAUCAGGAGACGGACCAAAGCCUUGAUGACUUCACCACGGAACUUCGACAGAAGGAUCGCGAACAUGGGCCCCGUCUUGGAGAGACAUUCGUUCAAUUCAUCGUUGCCAAGCAAAAGAAGACUGAGCAUUAUCGCAUAUUCAUGCGCCUGUCACACGCUCAGUAUGAUGGAUACUGUCUUCCCAAGAUCCUUGGCGCUCUUCAAGCUGGAUAUAAUGGCCUCCCGAUAUCUUCUGCCCCCAGCUUCGGGACCUAUGUUCGAGAGUCUGCCAAAACUGUUGCCGGUGCCCACGAUCACUGGAGAGAAGUGCUCCGCGGCUCGACGAUGACUGAGAUCGUGCAUCGUUAUGGUCCAAAUUACCAGCGCUCAGCUGGCCGAACGGUUACACUCAAGCAGACGCUCACGGUUCCAAGCCUGUCUCGCCUGAACAUUACGACAGCGACCGUCAUGAAGUCUGCCUGGGCAUCCACAUUGGCGCGACUCGUUGGCAAGUCCGACAUUGUCUUCGGCCAUGUCGUCUCAGGGCGCAACAAUGGCGUUCCCAAUGUGGAGAGCAUCAUCGGACCCUGCCUCAAUAUGGUUCCGGUGCGCGUUGUGUAUCGACCCGAGUGGACCGUUCUUGAUCUUCUCAACUACAUUCAGGAACAGCAGAUUGCUAACAUGCCAUUCGAGUCUCUCGGUUUCCGAGAGAUCACGCGCAACUGCACCGACUGGCCUGAUUGGACGAAUUUCUCCAGCGUCCUCCAGCACAACCAGAACAUCCAUUCCGACGACGCCACACUUCAGCUGGGAGGCAUUGAGUACAAAGUGGGCGCUGUUGGGUCCCAAGAAGACUUCGCCGACAUCUCAAUCCUGUCUACGUCCAGAGGCGGCGAUCAGCUCGAGGUCAUGCUCACGUACGCACCGAACAGCACCAUCACGUCGCAGUACGCCCAAGACAUAUUUGACAUGCUCUGUACAACUGCGAUUACCUUUGCGGAGGAUCCGUACACGCUUCUCCCGUCGCCGUCGGAACUCACCUCGCAAGGCAGUAGCACUCUGCACUCAGAGAAGAGCGUGAAGCAAGAGAAGCAGCCCGUAUCUCUUCCCACCGAUACUGGCCUCCCUAAGAACGAACUCAACACCCUCGCUGCUACAUUACGGUCGGCAUGGGAGCAGAUACUUCGCCCCGGUAACGGCGGCCUGCUUUCCCUGGAUUUGAGCUCAAACUUCUUCGAGCUUGGGGGAGAUAUCAUGGGCUUGGCGCAGGUGGCGAGUAUCCUGGACCAGGAGGGGCUGAGGGUCCGGGUGGAGGACCUGAUUGAUAAGUCUGUGUUUGUGGACCAGGUUGGAUUGCUGGCGGUGGAGAGGAAGAAGGUGCUUGAGAGUGAAGAGAUGAGUCCUUGGGGGGAGAAGGCUCGAAACCGCGCGCAGGCGGUGAAGGAGAAGGAUGGGCAGCGGUCUCAGAGUGGGUUGGGUUUGGGAUCGCUGGUGAAGAAGAUUGGGUUGAAGAAGAAGAGCACUUGA
Messenger RNA from Westerdykella ornata, 21699 nucleotides. RefSeq names its product nonribosomal peptide synthase. Lineage: Eukaryota; Fungi; Ascomycota; Dothideomycetes; Pleosporales; Sporormiaceae. Bases 1 to 21699 code for a protein of 7232 amino acids. The record is from RefSeq and is a predicted model, not a curated record. The transcript is spliced from 6 exons. Gene Ontology annotation, molecular function: phosphopantetheine binding; catalytic activity.